UUGCUUUGUGGCGCUUUCCGCGGGGAACUGUGUGAGGGGUGGGGGAAACUUUGAAAGUUGGAUGCUGCAGAGCCGGCAUGGGUAGCAGGAAACUAAGACGAGUGGGUUUAUCACAAGAGCUGUGUGACCGUCUGAACAGACAUCAGAUUGUUACCUGUCAGGACUUCUUAAGUCUUUCCCCACUGGAGCUUAUGAAGAUGACUGGCCUUAGUUAUCAAGGUGUCCAUGAACUACUGUGCAUGGUCAGCAGGGCCUGCGCCCCACAGAUGCAAACGGCUUAUGAGAUAAAGAUGCAAAGGUCUGCUGCUCUCUUGCCAGCAUUCUUAUCCACAACGCUUUCUGCUUUGGAUGAAGCCCUGCAUGGUGGUGUGGCUUGCGGAUCCCUCACAGAGAUUACAGGUCCACCAGGUUGUGGAAAAACUCAGUUUUGUAUAAUGAUGAGUGUUUUGGCCACAUUACCCACUAACAUGGGAGGAUUAGAAGGAGCUGUUGUGUACAUUGACACAGAAUCAGCAUUUAGUGCUGAAAGACUGGUUGAGAUAGCAGAAUCUCGUUUUCCCAGAUAUUUUAACACUGAAGAAAAAUUACUUUUGACAAGCAGUAAAGUUCAUCUUUAUCGGGAACUCAGCUGUGAUGAAGUUCUACAAAGGAUUGAAUCCUUAGAAGAAGAAAUUAUUUCAAAAGGAGUUAAACUUGUGAUUAUUGAUUCUGUUGCUUCUGUGGUAAGGAAGGAGUUUGAUACGCAGCUUCAGGGCAACAUGAGAGAAAGGAACAAGUUCUUGGCAAAAGAAGCAGCCUCCUUGAAAUAUUUGGCUGAGGAAUUUUCAAUCCCAGUUAUCUUGACGAAUCAAAUUACAACCCAUCUGAGCAGAGCCCUAGCUUCUCAGGCAGACCUGGUGUCUCCAGCUGAUGAUUUGUCCCUGUCUGAAGGUACUUCUGGAUCCAGCUGUGUGACAGCUGCACUAGGAAACACCUGGAGCCACAGUGUGAAUACUCGGCUGAUUUUCCAGUACCUUGGUUCAGAGAGAAGACAGAUUCUCGUGGCCAAGUCCCCUCUGGCUCCCUUCGCCUCAUUUGUCUACACCAUCAAGAAGGAAGGCCUGGUUCUUCAAGCUGAGUUGUGACACCCUCCCUACCAUGGAUUAAAGGAGGCUGCUCAGGGAAGGCAACAGUGGAAUGCGCUUGGAUUCCAACAGCAUGGUGACCACACAAGGACAGUGGGAAGUGAAGGUUGGAAGAAGACCCGGAAGUGGGAACAAGAAGAGUGAUGAUCCUCCAUGCCCAGGUCGCCGGGGAAGCUGGACGUGCUGAAAGGAGCCACACUCAUUGAGCAGAGUCUUGGACACGCCCCUUCCUGUUUGCUUCACUUGUCAUGUACUCACCAAUAAAGAGGAAGAGGGGCACUGUCUCCUUGGCUUUUCCAUCCAUAACUCCCUCCAGAAUUCCCCUCCAACAUGGAUGCUUUGCCAGAAAUAAUGGUAUGGUCGUGUCAUAACCACAGAUCCUUCUGAUGGUUAAAAUCAAAUCAACACCAACAGCCCUGAUGGUCUGGUGCCCUCCUUCCCUGGGCAUUCCCCCUCGCUGGGCAUUCCCUUUGUGUGAGGCAUGGGGGGCUGCUUGUUGCAAUUUUGCUGCUCCCCAGGGUUUCCCACAAGUGUCUGCAACGAGCAUCUCUCCCCUUGUUGCUAAGGGAUCCUGGGUUAGUGUACCAUGUAGGGCUCUGGCUCCACCAUUGGACUUGCAAGCCUAAGCCCUGAGGAUAUGGAACUGAUUGGCCAACCACCGGGAUGCCCAACACUGUCCUCCUGUCACUACUGGAUCCCAUUGGAGGAAUGGAGUUGUGGGAAGCUGCCUGCCUCCCGAGAACUGUAUGGAGCCAGGCAUGGACGCACGCGGCAGGUAACUUGCAGAUGAUCAAAGGGAAGCUCACUCUCCCUAUUCUCUGAAGGUCCCGUUCCCUGAGAGACAUAGCCAAACCCUCCUUUUCAGAUGGCUAUGAUAUUGUGUCCCUCCAUUCCAGGACUGAGGAAAUGGAUGCUUUCCAGGACUCCGGGAGCCAAACCCCCUCUUCCAUCAGGAGGCCCUGCUUUCAUGGGCCAAUAGGGGACCUGCAAAACCCCAGAGGCCUUAAUUGUACUAUAAAUGUGAGGGUACAGGUACAGUUGUGUGUGUGCGUGUGUGUGUGUGUGUGUGUGUGUGUUUGUGUUCAAGGGAAGGGACAGAGGGGCUGAGCAGGUCUGUCAAAGGGAGGAAUCUGUCCCAAGAAGAGGACUGAGGGGCCCAAAAUGCUUUAAACAUACGCAUACUAGUUUUAAAAUAAUCACAACAAUAAGACAAUUUUUUGGCUGUCGUUUAGUGAGAUCUUUCUCUGUGUCGGGCACUUAGCAUAUAUUAUCUCAUUUAAUUCUCAGAAAAACCAUGUGAGUUACAAGUAUUACUAUCUAAUUUUUCAAAUGGGGAAACAAGCAUUGAAAAGUUAGGUCACUUGCCAACAAUCAUAGAUGUGAGACAUGGCAAAGCCAAGAUUAGAACCCCGGUUUCUGACCCAGAGCCCGAAGUCUUCUACCCACAGGUAGCAAUGACAGUGAUAACUCCAUCAAUACCAAUAACUGCCUACACUUAGAGUGCACUUGCCAUAUGCCAGACACUGCUCUAAGUGCUUCACGUAGAUUCACUGAAUUCAUUCUCACAAAACACUAUUUACUGUUAUCUCGUUGUACAGAUGAGGUAACUGAGGCACAGAGCAUUUUGACAUUGAUUUCCUUCAACAAAUGUACACUCAACACCUCUUGUGUGUGCGGCGCUACACUAGGGGCUCUGUGUGGGACCCAGAGUUGAGUAAGACAUUGAUCUUACCCUCUGGGAUCUAUCAGCAAGGCCCAAGGCCACGGCCACCAGGAUGGGCUCAGGAUGGGAUUGUAGAACUUGAAAUGGGGAGGGUAAGAAGAGAGUAUCCUACAGUAUCCUAGAGAGAUGAGCAUACUAGGAAGUCUCCAAAGCAGGAUCCCAAGCACAGGAGCAAGACAGCAUCCUGUCAUCAGACUAAGGUCCAAAGUCAGCUCUGGGCCAGCAGCAGGACAGAUAGAACCAAAGCCAUUUUAUUCCACCUGCAGUGUGGCCUUGAGAGCAGGAUUCCAGAGCCAACCUGCCAGGUUCGUAUCGUCACGCUGAUACUCUUUAGCGGUGUGACUUGGGCAAGUUAAUGGACUUCUUUGGGCCUCAGUAUCCCCUUCUGGAAAAUGGGGAUAAUAACAGUACCCAUCUCAUAUAGUUGUGUAAGAACUAAAUGAGAUAAUACAUGAGAUGCCCUUAGAGCAGGACCUGGACCUCUGGGUUAGUUUUCUGUGUCAGUUAGCUCUCUGGGUCAGUUUUUAAGCUCUCUCAACCUGUGAUCACAUUGGUUCUUUGAGUCUGAACUAGGCAGAGGCUGUGAGUAGGGGCCAAGUUGUCCCGGUGGUAGGGAGAAGAAAACUAUAGAAGAAACCAAUUAGGGCCUGUCCCUGUCGUCUUCAAGGGGACGGAGAGAUGAAAUCUGAUGGGACAGAAAGGGAAUUCACAUCCUCGGAAUAACAGACUGGCAAGCGGGCGUGAGGCUCUUCCUUCUUAAUUGUCAGAGGCCAAGAUGCAGGUGCCUGGUACCUGGGCUGAUGGGAAACGCAGAAUUUCUCCAGGCUGGCAUUUAUAGUGGUGCCACUAUUAUGGUACAAUUAUGGGCAUGAAGGGAGGCUACCACUGUGUUUGCACAGCUUCUCAAUCACCCAGGACAGGAAUAUUGAACUGUACCCAGCAUCCACUCUGUAAAAUUCCCCAACCUCAGUCUCUAGCUUGGAAGAAAGGCAGGGGUGGCCGGGGGAGGUGGUGGAAGGCAGCCAUGUCCUGUUGCAGUAAAUCUUUCCUAGAAGCCCUGCCUGCAUUCCUAGGAAAGGAGACAGCUGAGCUCAUCCGCCAGGGCUAGAUCAGCCCAGAAAGAAUCCUUUGCAUCCCUC
Rhinolophus ferrumequinum (greater horseshoe bat) is the source of this 3986-nucleotide messenger RNA. It is a transcript of the gene RAD51B, whose product is annotated as RAD51 paralog B. The record is from RefSeq and is a predicted model, not a curated record. Gene Ontology annotation, biological process: double-strand break repair via homologous recombination. The transcript has 11 exons. Lineage: Eukaryota; Metazoa; Chordata; Mammalia; Chiroptera; Rhinolophidae. Gene Ontology annotation, molecular function: ATP hydrolysis activity; ATP binding; ATP-dependent DNA damage sensor activity. The coding region runs from base 78 to 1124 and encodes 348 amino acids. Gene Ontology annotation, cellular component: Rad51B-Rad51C-Rad51D-XRCC2 complex.